CAUAUUAUCGUAGAACAUUAAAUAGAAUGAAAGGAGUUAAAAAGGAUAGUGACAUUAAAAUUAGAGAUGAAACUGCUAAUAAAAUGUCUAUGUUUUUUGCUUAUUCUUCACCAAUGAUGAAAGUACUUACUGAAGCAGUUAAUGAAUUUACAAAAGGUGUUAAUGAAGAAAUAAAAGAUAAUAUUUCUGGUUUACUUUGUACGUUAGCUAAUGCUUGUAAUGAUAUGGUAUUUUCUAACACUUUUUCUAAAGUAGAAACUAAUUUGUUUUGUCUUCGUGUAAUGACAGGAUCAAUUAUUCUCAAUGAUAUUAUUUCUCCAUUAGGUUCUUUCCAUAAGAAAACACCAAUUAGAAUUAAAGAAUGUAUUAUGCAAUUGAAAAAUUACAACCAAGAAGAUCCUCUCAUUUGUGAGACUACAAAAUCCUUAUUAGAUACGUUAAGAUUCACUUCUAAACAUAUCCAAGAUCCAGAGACUCCUGGCUAUAUUAAGGCUCUGUUAAUUUAAGUCAUUAUGAUUUCU
Molecule: messenger RNA, 521 nt
Organism: Entamoeba histolytica HM-1:IMSS
Lineage: Eukaryota; Evosea; Mastigamoebida; Endamoebidae
Exons: 1
Coding region: 27-506 (159 amino acids)
Biological process (GO): regulation of actin filament polymerization
Molecular function (GO): small GTPase binding
Source: RefSeq, a predicted model, not a curated record